AUGAAGCUGACCACGCAGGCCUACUGCAAGAUGGUGCUACACAGCGCCAAGUACCCCCACUGCGCCGUGAACGGGCUGCUGGUGGCUGAGCGGCCGUCGGGUGCCCCGCGCCGUGACCAGGCCGGGCCCCCCUCGCUCUUCGUCGACUGCAUCCCGCUCUUCCACGGCACCCUGGCCCUGGCGCCCAUGCUGGAGGUGGCCCUCACCCUGAUUGACUCUUGGUGCAAAGAGAAUAGCUACGUGAUAGCUGGAUAUUACCAGGCAAAUGAACGCGUGAAAGAUGCCAGUCCAAACCAGGUUGCGGAAAAGGUGGCCUCCAGAAUUGCAGAGGGCUUUAACGAUACAGCACUCAUAAUGGUUGAUAACACCAAGUUUACAAUGGAGUGCGUAGAGCCUGCCAUUCAUGUAUAUGAGCUUCAUGAGAACAAGUGGAGGUGCAAGGACCCACACGUUGAUUUUUGUGAAGAUUGGACCGAAGCCCAGAGAAUCGCUGCAUCUCUCUUGGACAGCAAGUCCUACGAGACGCUUGUAGAUUUUGAUAAUCACCUGGAUGAUAUCCGGAACGACUGGACAAACCCAGAGAUCAACAAAGCUGUCCUCCACCUGUGUUAGAGGGGUUUCUACUGACUAAUUUGUGGGCAUUCCCACUAUGUACUGAAGAGAGAAAAAUGCUAUUUUUGAAUGUAAAUAGAAUAAUUUUCAGUACCUUGUGUGGAAACCCGACUGAUUAAAAAGGAGUGGCAUGUCACAUUGCAAAGAGUGAUGUGUCCAUAAGCCAUUGAAUCUUUUUUGUGACAGUCCUUGGAAGAACUGCAAACCGUCAGUUACAGCUAUCCUCAUGGACGCCGUCCCAGUUGUAGUGAAUGUUGCUAUUCCUUCGAAACCAGAACUACUUCUGCUUGUCCCUCCUGUUUGUAUUACAAAGUUUUGACUAAGCUUUUCUAAUCUUUAGAUUACUUUUUAACGAUUUAUGGAAAUACCUUGCAAAACAUCAGUCUCGUCCUCAAAUGAGAAAUUUUAAGGUUAAAUACAUGAAAUGUAAGGUUAAUGGUUUCUUUUGGCCUGGUUUGGAAAUGUCAUUCUGUUGGCACAGUAAAAUGCGAACUGCUGAGGA
Gavia stellata (red-throated loon) is the source of this 1114-nucleotide messenger RNA. It is a transcript of the gene EMC8, whose product is annotated as ER membrane protein complex subunit 8. The record is from RefSeq and is a predicted model, not a curated record. Bases 1 to 612 code for a protein of 203 amino acids. Gene Ontology annotation, cellular component: EMC complex. Lineage: Eukaryota; Metazoa; Chordata; Aves; Gaviiformes; Gaviidae. The transcript has 5 exons.